CAUGUUGGAUGGUUCAAUUGGCAAAUGUAAACAAAUCCCAUUGUGCAAUGAAAGAUAAGCUUUAUCUCAAGGGUUUGUUUCACCGAAUUCGGGCUUUAAUUGCCUUAAAUUGUAGCAUCAUCUUUGUUACAGAUGGAUCAAUUCCGGGCAUUAAAGUAUCGUCAUAUAGGAGGCGCUUGCAGUCGGACAAUGAGGGCACUAGAGAAGAACCUUUAUCAGACAAAACUACUUCACUUCAGAGGAAUAUGGGCUCUGAAUUCUCAUGUAUGAUAAAAGAGGCCAAGAUUCUUGGCUCGGCGUUAGGGGUUCCAUGUUUAGACGGAAUCGAGGAAGGUGAAGCUCAGUGCGCAUUAUUGGACUCCGAGUCAUUAUGUGAUGGAUGUUUCUCUUCAGACUCGGAUACCUUUCUCUUUGGAGCAACAACAGUGUACAGAGAUAUAUGCCUAGGAGAAGGUGGUUAUGUUGUUUGUUAUGAAAUGGCUGACAUUGAGAAGAAACUUGGAUUUGGAAGAAAUUCGUUGAUUGCACUAGCUGUCCUUCUUGGUAGUGAUUACUCAUCGGGUGUCCGUGGGGUUGGUCCAGAAUUGGCAUGCAAGAUUGUUAAAUCGUUGGGUGAAGCUGCAGUGCUUCAUAAACUUGCAUCAGAAGACUUGUCACUUUUAAAGAAGGCAAAUUGUUCCAAGAAAUGUAAUCAAGUAUGUGUGUUCAAUGAUAAAGAGAACAUCCCUCCUCAUGCAUCCAACAUUAAUGGACCUAAAGGUAAUUUAACAAGGAAUAAUCAGUUUCAGCAGGUGAUGGAUGCAUAUCUCAAACCGAAAUGCCAUUCCGCUGACUCUCAAAUGGUUCAGAGGGUUCUUGGUGUCCAUCCAUUUCAACGGAUCAUGCUUCAACGGACAUGUCAUCGAUAUUUUGAGUGGCCUGCGGAGAAAACAGAUGAGUAUAUUCUUCCAAAGAUUGCCGAAAGAGAAUUGAGACGAUUUGCAAACUUGCGAUUUGCUUCUUCUAACCUGGGAGUUCAGCUUCCUCUAGACAAGAUGCCAGUGAAAUGUCCGAUUUCUGAAAUAGUUAAGCGCAGACAAGCUCAGGGUAAAGAAUGCUUUGAAGUUUUGUGGGAGGACAUUGAUGGACUUGCUAGCUCUAUUGUACCAGGUGAUCUAGUCAAGAGUGCAUGUUUGGAAAAGAUAGUGGAAUUUGAAGAAAAUUUAGCUGAGAAAAAGAAGCCAAAACCACGAAAACCGAGACUAAAGAAAACUGAUAAUAACAAAUCUGUCGACAAAGUUGACCUAAAGCUCCAAGAACUAUUGCUUGAAAUUGAAGGUACAAGAUCUCAUAGUCAAAACUAUGGGUUACACGACACGCCACUGGUCAAGACAAGGCCAAACAACGAGGAAAUCUACCAGUUAAUUGAUGAGCCACUUGUCAGCACAAGGCCAAACAUUGAGGAAAACUAUCAGUUACUCGAUGGACCACUCGAUGUACCAUUGUUCACUCAAAUCAAUCACAUAGAGAAAAACUAUCAGUUACUCGAUGAGCCAAUGGGCAACAUGAGGUCAGACCAUGAGAAAGUUAAAAUGACAGAAAAGCCUGCAGACAGUUGUGAUAUUGAGCCAAAGAUUGUGAAUCUAUCAACGCCUUUGACAAUGAAAGGAAAUAGAAUAGUUGAUACAGAGAUAGUUGAUCUUUUAAGCCCGCUUUCACUUGAUUGUCUAUCAAAACAUCAUCAAAAUGAUGCUGAUGUGAUUGAUUUGAGUGAAUCAGACAUGGACGUGUCGCCUGAACAUGCGAAAAAGGCCAAAGAACUUAGAUUAUUUGUAGCUAAAAUCAAGGGCGAAUGGUCUUGAUGUUCAUUUAUUAGUAACUAAGCUUACUUUAACUAAUUGUUGGACACUACUACUAACUGAUUUUGAGAUUAUAAAUAAUCUAUUCGGUUUGGUUCUAAAAC
Erigeron canadensis is the source of this 1942-nucleotide messenger RNA. RefSeq names its product single-strand DNA endonuclease 1. Lineage: Eukaryota; Viridiplantae; Streptophyta; Magnoliopsida; Asterales; Asteraceae. The coding region runs from base 9 to 1841 and encodes 610 amino acids. The transcript has 13 exons. Gene Ontology annotation, molecular function: DNA binding; 5'-flap endonuclease activity. The record is from RefSeq and is a predicted model, not a curated record.